AUGGGCUUAGCUGGCGUGAAGAAUAAAGUCAAGAUCGGGGUGGACCCCCGAAAUACGAACUGGUCGAAUGAUACAUCGAGAUUUGGCCACAAGCAUCUGGAGAAGCUCGGGUGGGCUCCCGGUAAGGGACUCGGCGUUGGAAGUAGUGGCCGAGAGGCUAUAACGAGUCAUGUAAAAGUGGCUGUUAAGACAGACAAUACAGGUUUGGGCAAGAAGAGUAGUAAACAGGGCGGGAUCAAUGGUCUGGACGGUGAAAUUACUACUGGUUUGGACGUGUUCCAGAGACUGCUGGGUAAACUGAACGGUAAAACUCAAACCGAUAUUGAUACUCAGAUCCAGAACCAGAGACAGCGCAUGGUGAUGGAGAAUUCAAGGUUUGGCAUGGUUUUUGUUUAUGGAGGUGUUUUGGAAGGGUCUGUAGAGAGAAAGUUGGAGACGCAUGGCAAGAGGAAGAGAGCCGAGGUCGAGGAGGAUGCCAGCAGUUCGGAAGAAGAAGAGGAGAAGGCUGUUCCACAUAAACGAUCUAAGAAGGAGAAGAAGGAGAAGAAGGACAAAAAUGACAAGAAAGAAAGGAAGUCAAAGAGUGAUAAGAAAGAGAAGAAAGACAAGAGCGAAAGCAAAGACAGUAGCAGUAGUAGUAAAAGCGACAAAAAGGAUAAGAAGGACAAGAAAGACAAAAAGGAGAAAGAUAGAAAGAGUAAAGACAAGUCGAAAUCCAAGUCCAAAUCGAAAUCCACGUUGAACUCUGUCGACGCAUCGCCAUCACCCUCGCCAUCUCCAGCACCUCUACGAGGCCGUCUGGCGACUCGAGCCCGUUGGAUUGCUCAGAAACGGGCCGCCGUGGCCGACGAGAAAAUGCUCAACGAAAUCCUCAUGAUCAAAGCAUAG
Messenger RNA from Sugiyamaella lignohabitans, 888 nucleotides. Its product is annotated as Protein PXR1. The record is from RefSeq and is a predicted model, not a curated record. The transcript has a single exon. Gene Ontology annotation, molecular function: nucleic acid binding. The coding region runs from base 1 to 888 and encodes 295 amino acids. NCBI's taxonomy places the organism in Eukaryota, Fungi, Ascomycota, Dipodascomycetes, Dipodascales, Trichomonascaceae.